AUGCAGAUUCAGAACUUGAUUGCCGCCCUUGCGGGCAUGGCCGUCGUCGCCGAGGCCUCCGUCACCUUCCUCGACUCUCCUUUGAGCGCCGCGUUGGCUAAGCGCCAGAACAAAGGUGGAAACAACAACAACAACAACAACAACAACAACAACAACAACAACAACAACAACAAGAACAAUGGUGGAAACAACCAGCUCUGCCUGAACCCGAACAACGUUCAGAAGGGUUCCCAGCAGGCCGGAACGCCCAAGCAGGGACAAGCCAACUCCGCGGUUGACCAAGCCAACUUCAUCAACUUCUGUACCGGCCAGCAGCUCACCAACGGUGAGCAGAAGACUGCGGGUUCUUGCAACGGUGUCGUCAUGGGCAAGAUCCCCUCCCAGAACAACAUGGUCUCUACCAUUAUCAAGAACCCCCCUCCCGGCGGCAACCUCCAGGCCAACCAGCAGUUCAAUGUCCAGCUCAAGGUCAACAACCUGCAGGCCGGCUCCUUCACCGACGCCCAGUCCACCUACUACUCGGCUCCCCAGGACACCAACGGCGCCGGAAACAUCAUUGGUCACGUCCACGUCACCAUCCAGGACAUGGGUAACUCCUUGACCCCGCAGAACGCUCUGGACCCCAAGCAGUUCGUCUUCUUCAAGGGUAUCGAUGACGCCGGUGACGGAAAAGGCAACCUCCAAGCCACUGUUACUGGUGGUCUCCCGGCCGGAAACUACCGUGUCUGCACCAUGUCCAGUGCUUCCAACCAUCAGCCCGUCCUGAUGCCCGUCGCCCAGCGUGGUGCCCAGGAUGACUGCAACAAGUUCACUGUCGGAGGCAACGGAGGCAACGGAGGCAACGGAGGCAACGGAGGCAACGGAGGCAACGGAGGCAACGGAGGCAACGGCGGCAACGGCGGCAAAAACGCCGCCGUCAACAGCGGCAACGCCGACAACGGUGGCAACAACGACGGUGGUGGUGGCGGCAACGACGGUGGCAACAACAGCGCUAACAACAGCGGCAGCGGCAACAAACAAGGUGGUAAGCAACAGAACGGAGCAAGCACUGGAGGAUUCCCUGGCACAUCUAACCAAUUCCCCGGGAAAACAGGCACUGGAUCAGGAGCCCAGACUGGAAAUGCUAACACUAAGACCCAGGCGGGGGGAAGCGCCAGUAAUUCGGCUACCAACGGAAACUCUGGAACCGGCGGCAAGGGAGGCGCGACGGCGAACGCCAUCGGCGGAAUUCAGGCCCCGGCGGUCACGAACUCUGGCGAUAGCAGCCGACCCUUCGCCGUCAAUGGCAACACAUUCGUGAACAAGGCCGCAGCGGUCCAGCGUGCCUGCGACAUUCAACGGAACGGAUGCUUCGAUGCCAUCAACCGCGGAAAACUGACGGGAUCCACUGCCGACUGCGACGCCCAGCUCCAGACCUGCACCCAGCAGCUCUCAUAG
This is a messenger RNA of Colletotrichum graminicola M1.001, 1437 nucleotides long. RefSeq lists its product as uncharacterized. NCBI's taxonomy places the organism in Eukaryota, Fungi, Ascomycota, Sordariomycetes, Glomerellales, Glomerellaceae. The coding region runs from base 1 to 1437 and encodes 478 amino acids. The transcript is spliced from 2 exons. The record is from RefSeq and is a predicted model, not a curated record.